Molecule: messenger RNA, 849 nt
Organism: Mollisia scopiformis
Lineage: Eukaryota; Fungi; Ascomycota; Leotiomycetes; Helotiales; Mollisiaceae
Exons: 2
Coding region: 1-849 (282 amino acids)
Source: RefSeq, a predicted model, not a curated record
AUGCUUCAGGACUUCCCCCAAUUUGCGCUUCUGCCCCUUGAGCUCCGUCGAGACAUUUGGAAUUUUGCAGUGGCAGGUUGGAGCCAAGACAUCCACUUCUCGCUUUCGAACCCUAGACAAGCCUGGGAGGAUGUGCCAUUCGAUUGUCGCAAACAUAUAUUCGCUACGGAGCUGGCAAUUCCACCACUUCUCUACACUUGUCACGACUCUCGUGCCGCAGCGUUAGAGCACUACUCUUUGGGUUUCAGUGCCGAGGCCAAGAAUGCUUGGAGCUGGAGGGCGAAUCAUUUCGCGGAUCCCGAAUUCGGCGACUGCCCAUACGACGAGGGGCUACAAGAGGUUGGAAAGAGAACAUAUUGGGCACCCGAGAGUGAUGUAGUUGUUCUUGAGCACGGAGAAGAACCGUAUGCAUGCGACGGGACCUCCAUCUGCAAUUCCAUGCCGUACCGCAGACACGAAUACAGGCUUGAUGAACGACUCAAAUAUAUGGCUGUCACGAUGGAUGUGUGGAACGGUGGAACUGGCAGUAUACUACUUGAUGUUCCAGGACUUCAGGUGCUUUUUGUGUUGGUGGACAGAAAACCGUUCUUCCCCUUUCUCGGAUCGACUGCGGAAAAGAACCUGGACACAUUGCAGAGCUUGAAGCAGGAGUCUUGUCGUAUCAUUGAGAGGCAGAUGACAGAAGCUGUUCGUUCCGACUCAGCUCUCUUCCACAUCAAGCGUGAUAGAGAUGCCACUGUUUUCGUCGAAGUUGUCCUUGUCGAGAGUCUCGAUGAGCUACUUGAAAGGGUCGGACAGCGAAGAAAGGAUGCACAUGUUCGUAAGGCAAACAACUCGGUCAUCAUGUAG